Messenger RNA from Lactuca saligna, 432 nucleotides. The record is from the annotation of a GenBank genome assembly. NCBI's taxonomy places the organism in Eukaryota, Viridiplantae, Streptophyta, Magnoliopsida, Asterales, Asteraceae.
AUGGAUGCUUCUUCUUCUUCUUCUUCUUCUUCUUCUUCUAUUUCUUCCAAACAAAAUGCUGAAUUUCAACCUGAAAAUCCUUGUUAUUGUGGGUUACCAUCUCGUGUACGAACUUCACGAACUAAAUACAAUCCAGGAAAAAAAUUCAAAUUGUGCCCUAACUCCAUGAAUGAAGGACCAAAAUGCAAGUUCUGGGAAUGGUUGGAGCCUAAAACCCCUGAAAAUGAAGUCAAUUCUGGGAAGGACAAAAAAGAACUGUGCAAUUUAACUCUCAAAGUUUCUAUAUUGGAAAACGAGAUCAACAUUUGUAAGAUGAAGAUGGAACAAGAAAACUUGGUUGUUAGACAAGAGUUUGAAAAACUCAAAUGGAAGUUAUUUACUCAUAAAGUUGUGAUGAUUGUGUUGUUUCUAUUGUUUGUGUUUAAGAACUAG